This is a messenger RNA of Schistocerca americana (American grasshopper), 1600 nucleotides long. RefSeq names its product E3 ubiquitin-protein ligase RNF34. The coding region runs from base 256 to 1305 and encodes 349 amino acids. NCBI's taxonomy places the organism in Eukaryota, Metazoa, Arthropoda, Insecta, Orthoptera, Acrididae. Gene Ontology annotation, molecular function: ubiquitin protein ligase activity. Gene Ontology annotation, cellular component: cytoplasm; plasma membrane. The record is from RefSeq and is a predicted model, not a curated record. The transcript is spliced from 6 exons. Gene Ontology annotation, biological process: negative regulation of extrinsic apoptotic signaling pathway via death domain receptors; protein K48-linked ubiquitination; proteasome-mediated ubiquitin-dependent protein catabolic process.
CGUCACUGGCAAGCUAUGAGCGCAGUAUCAGGCAUGCUGACAAGUCACGUACGAUUUAUCAGGAAAUAUUCAUUUUCCUUCUUUAUUGUGACGAUAGCCUUAAUCUUGAAACAAAGUAGUGCUUGGUCUGAUGGCUGAUUGGGGUAUGUUGCCAGAGAUGCAAAAUGUCACAUCAGAACAUAAACAUUUGACCAGCAAAAUGGAUGAUAAUUGAAUUAUCCUUCACUUUUAUCAUUCAUUAUCAAAUAAAAGAAGAUGGCUUGUGAGGAAUGCUCUAUUCGGUUUUCUGUCUUCAAAAGAAAAAAACAGUGUGGCAUUUGCCUUCGUUACUACUGCAAACACUGUUUACUUCCAAGAAGAGAUGACUGUACAAUCAAGUCACCAUGUAUACGAUUGUCAGACAAGAAGUACAUGUGUAGAAAAUGCCGAAUUUUGAGUGCUCGUCCACUAAAUCGUUCUCUUCUCCUUCAACUAAGAGUGAGAGAUUUGCAGCUGUAUCUCUCUUCCCAGAAAAUUUCUACAAGAGGAUGUGUUGAGAAAGAUGACUUGAUAAAUUUGCUACUUCAACAUGUCAAUGGUGCUAAUAAUGUGCCAAGGUAUGCAACAACUGGAUUUCAUAGUCAAACAGAUUUAUCUUGGAGAGAGGAGAGGCAAGAGCAACAACAGCGUAGCAAUUCUGCAGAAGAUUUUGCAUCAUACACUGAUUCUCCUGCUUCUGCCAGUAAUGUCAUGGCUGAUCAACCAGUGAACACAUUCCAAAGUAGUACAGCUACAAAUUCUUGUUCAGACUUGGGCAGUGAUAAUGGCAGAAUUUCAAAUGAUAGCAAUUUACACAGAAGCAGUAGCAUAGAUAUCAACUCUGAAAAUCAGUGGAGUAAUACUAAUCAUGGGUCCAUUGAUGGAGUGGUCCAGCAGGAAGAUACCAUACAGAAAGAUACCAAGUUUAAGGCCUGCAGUGGAAUAUCUCUUGAAGAUAUAAAAAGUGCCGAAGAGAUGGAAAAACUUUCCGUGAAGCAAAUAAAGGAAAUUCUGUCACUGAAUAGAGUAGACUUCAAAGGGUGUGUGGAAAAAUCAGAAUUAAUAGAACGCUUGUCUCGUCUCUGGCACGAUAAUCACAAAUCAAGAACAGAGUUGGACAAUUUGAGCCUUCAAGAAUUAUGCAAAAUAUGUAUGGAUGCUCCUAUUGAAUGUGUUAUUUUGGAAUGUGGACAUAUGGCUGCUUGUAUGAAAUGUGGAAAGCAACUAAGCGAGUGUCCUAUUUGCCGGCAAUUUGUUGUGCGAGUUGUGCGAACUUUUCGAGCAUAAGUGAUAAUUUUAUAUUUACUGUUACAAAAAUUUACUUUUUAUGUGUGUGAAUUUUAGUAUUACAUAAAAGGAAAAGUUUUUGUGUGUAUUGAGAUAACUAAAGAUAUGUGCUUUUAAAAACAAUAAAAAGAACAUUGUAAACUAGUAUUUCUAUUACCAGUAGCUUAGAAGGCCGUGUACUUUGUUACCAAUAAAUGACUGGAUGAAUUAAAACUGUAUAUCAACUAUAAGCAUGUGUACAUUGUGCAUGUCAGAUUUAAUAAGAACAAAACUGAAAUAGACCUAUAUUUCCUUA